Messenger RNA from Radiomyces spectabilis, 4344 nucleotides. RefSeq lists its product as uncharacterized. Gene Ontology annotation, biological process: positive regulation of Rho protein signal transduction; intracellular signal transduction. Bases 130 to 3948 code for a protein of 1272 amino acids. The record is from RefSeq and is a predicted model, not a curated record. NCBI's taxonomy places the organism in Eukaryota, Fungi, Mucoromycota, Mucoromycetes, Mucorales, Radiomycetaceae. The transcript is spliced from 12 exons. Gene Ontology annotation, molecular function: protein binding; guanyl-nucleotide exchange factor activity.
GAAUGACAAGUUCAGUCGCCGCUGCAACCGUUGUUUCUGCAGAAGUUUUGUGCACACACACGUGGGGGAACUCUUUUCGUGCAGCACGAAAAACGACGAUUCUUCCUGGCUCACGCAAUUAGGUUGGCCAUGAAUUUCGGAAUUUAUGGCGCUAAUGAUUACGCCAGCCCUUCAUCAUCUUAUUCAGCGAACGCUACUGAUGUAAACUACGAUGGAACAGUCGAUGAUCGUAUUCAAGCGUUGCAGAAGAGUAUCCAUGAACAGCAUAUACUAUUAUCCGCCAUGGACGUCUCCCUAGACGACAACGAUGAGAUGGAUUCAGACACCCAAACUUUGGAGAACUUAAAGUCACGAAUACGAGCAGUAUCUCGAGAACUACAGCAGAACGACAGCAGGUGGUUGAACACCACACCUGCCAUGGCCCGAUACGAUACCCGUCAUCAUGGGUCAUUAUACUCUGCGGCUCACUGGUGGACACGAUAUCAGAAUAAUGUGCGACAAUUGGAAGAUUUGGGUGAUCAACGGCGUGCGCUUAUGAAAGAACUCGAUUACCUCGUCGAUACCAAGAUAAAAGCGGCGUAUCAACAGCUGGCAGAUACCACCGAACAAUUAAAUCACGCCAAAACCGAUUUAAACAAGCUUCGAGCCAAUCGUCAACAGCAGGCUGCUUCCAUCGAUCAACAGUCCAUUGAUGUCGCCACCGACAUGGACCACAUCAAAGCUAGAGCCCGAGCCAUUGUUGCCGCUCGUAUGAAUCGUAAUACGGCUCAACGAGAAACCAACCAAGUGCUACGGACGGAAGAAAAUGAGGGGCGUCAACGGAUUAUUGAAAUGGAUCGCCUCAUGGAUCGUAUUCGGGCGCUAAAGGACAACGGUCAUGAGCUUGUUCAGCACGACUUGACGUCCAUUGAUAAUGCCAUCGACGAAGCACAAACCAUACUUCGGCAGCAUAAAAUGUUUGACGAAGGUUUAUUUAUUAGCGACGAGUUGGCACGAUUUAUCAGUAGUUUAGCCACGGCGACUGAGGAUGACUGCGAUUCAAUGAGUGUGAAACCCAAAAUCAGUCGACCGAGUAUCCACCCUGUCACUUCCGAUAUGUCCAGUUACAUGGGCAGCUCGGAUGCGUUAUCCGUGCCACCACCACCGGUACCGACCUCACAGCGUCCCAAUUCGCCUCGAUCAGCUACCGACAUCAAAGCUGAAGCCCAGAGACGGAUAGAGGAACGGCGGCAAUGGCUAUUGAAGAAACAAGCAAUAGCCGCCAAGCCAGCGCCAAAGUCCGAGCCCGAGAAGAAACCAGAGACAACUGCAAAGGAUGAUGAGGAAAAGGCGGCUCAAGAACGAUUGCGGCGAGCGGAAACAGAAGCGAGAGAACGAUUACAAUCCAUGCGUGAACGACGGAAUAAAUUGAAACAAGAAGCUGCGGAAGCUGAAGAAAAAUACCGAAAAGCAAUGGCGGAAGCCGAAGCGGCCGCUGAAGCCGAAAAACGUGCGGAAGAAGAACGGCAACGACAAGAGAGGGAAUUACAGGAAGAGCAAAUGAGAAAGGCUGAGCAGGAAUUAGCCCGUACCCGGAAAGAGGAAGAAGAAGCCAUGUUGUCUAGACGAAGGAAAGCGAUCGAAGAACAGGAACAACGUGAAAGGGACGAACAGGAGAGGCAGGAAGCAGAAGAAAGACGAUUGGAUGAAGCCAGGCAACGUAAAGCGCGUCUUGCAGCGGAGAAGGCUGCCAAAGAGAAACGAUUACAACGAGAACAACUGGCCAGACAACAACGUGAAUUCGAAGAAGCGCAAGCCAAAGAACAACAACGACGUCGCGAAUGGCAAGAAACGGUGGCCCGACGUCACGCUGAAGCUGAAGCUUUGAAACAGGAAGAAGAACGGCGGAAAAGAGAACUAGAAGAAGCGGAAGCCAAACGAAAGCGUGAAGAGGAAGCUAUCCGAGAGGAAGAGGAACACCGUCGCAAAAUGCUGGAAGAAGAGCAAGCAAAAGCACAAAGAGAAGAAGAGCACCGGAAACGACAACAAGAGAAGCAACAAAGGGAAGAAGAAGAACGGAAAGAACGCGAGAGAAGACAACGGGAAGCAGAAGAAGAAGAGCAAUGCAGGAAACAGCAAGCCAUGGAGGAAGCCGUCCGAUUGAAUGGUAACGCUACGGCAGGCACCAGCGGUUACGGCAUCGAUAUCGAAGAUGAAGUGGAUUUUGGCACCAUCUACCGUGUAAAUACGUUGUAUGAAUAUCGCGGUCUUCGAGAAGAUGAUCUGUCUUUUGGCGAAGACGAGACGCUCAAAGCGCAUCCGUCCAAGGACAAAGCCAGUGAUUGGUGGUAUGGCACAUCGCUCACCACGAACCAGGUGGGAUUCUUUCCUCGCACGUAUGUUGAAGUGAUUGAAGAAGCUUUUCGUGUCCGAACCCUGUAUCCGUUCUCCAAAACGAGGGACGACGAUCUGGCGUUUGUGGAAAAUGAGAUUAUCAUUAUUCAACCUUUCCAGGAUGAAGUCAGCGAUUGGUGGUACGGCACAAACGAAGACACUGGUGAAAGUGGAUUUUUCCCAAAGAGUUACGUGGAAAACAUUGAUCCAGGCAAACCGGCGGUCACCGUGUCUGUGGCGAGACCGGUGCCUAUCAAACACAGUUCUUCAGCCUGGAGUAUAUCGCAAGGUUUUGGAGAUAGCAAAAAUGGCAUGCUGACAGUAUCCGAGGAAGAUAUUCCUCGUGGUUCCUCCGCGCCUAAUACACCCGUGUUGAAAAAGACGACAUUGGGAUUAAACCGGUUGGACGUCACUCGUCGCCGACGUGCAGCUAGCAAUGCCAGUAGUGUCAAUGGUAGCUUGAUUCCAACUCCCAGUCUCCCGUUACAAUGCGCGGAUCAACGUCCUGAAAGUCCUGCUGUCACCAGCUGGGCUAGCACCAUGGAAGCUCACGAGCUCGCUGCGAUACCACCCGAUGAACGAAGUCGGCAGGAAGCUAUCUUUGAACUGUUAUCCACAGAACGUACCUAUUUGCGCGACCUGCAAAUGAUUGUCAAUGUCUUUUAUGUGGAUUCUGGAAAAUAUUUGACGCAGACGGAACAAGACGUGGUUUUCUCAAAUAUUGAUGACUUAUUGCUCUGCAAUACUGCGUUAUUAAGUGAUUUGGAAGCUCGUCAGCGCGAACGCGCUGGCGUCGUUUAUUGCAUGGGCGACGUGUUCUUAAAACAUGCUGAGAGUUUAAAGUGCUACUCCACAUUUUGCCGUAAUCAAUCUUCUGCAAGCAGGUUCUUGCAAAAGAAACGAGAAGAAGAUCAAUGGUUUGAAGUGUUUUUGAAGACUGCUCAAACUCGACCUGAAUGUCGAGCGCUGGAUCUAUCCCAUUUCCUUCUUGAACCAGUGCAACGCAUUACACGAUAUCCUCUACUGUUACGACAGAUUCUGAAAUGGACCCCCAAGAAGCACCCUGAUUACAGUCUAGUCAAGUCUGCAUUGAGAGAGGCUGAAAAGGUUUUGGAGGACGUUAAUGAAGAAACCCGACGAUAUGAAAAUCAUCAAAAGAUGGGAGAGCUGAGUCGUAUCCUCGACAUGGAACACUAUGGCCUUCUCGAUAUUGGCGGACGUGAAUUCGUUAUGGAGGGCAUUCUUUACAAAGCGAAAAGCGGACGUAAACUCCACGCUUAUCUGUUCAACGAUUUGUUAGUGUUGGCCGAACCAUUGAAAGAAUUGAGUCCAAAAGGAUACCUAUAUUAUUUAUACAGAGAGCCAAUGAAGAUUGAAAUGAUUACUGUGCGGCAACAGCAAAACAUGAGCUUAAAGUCCAAUUUUGUCGGCGGGGGAUCAGGGGAAGAUACCAAUUUCCAAAUUGCCUAUGGCAGUCAAGUCAUAGCAGUGAAAGCGCCAUCAGCUAGCCAAAAGCGUCAAUGGAUCAGUCAACUUCAACAUUACAGCGCUUUACGUCUAACACUACGACGAUAGGACUAUAUACACACAUCAUACCUUAAUUAGAAUACGCGUUCGAUCUAAAUUAUUGCCCUCAUCCGUGUUCUUUUGUUUGCGCUAUUGCUGAAACAACAACAUCUAAAGAAUGUGUUUCUUGGUAUUUCUUCCCAUCUUGUAAAUACACGACAAUGCACAUUACAUCACACAUUUUACAAAGCUCCGUCUUUUGUCAAUGAAAAGCAAAUAUGGACCUCAUGUUUCAUCUUUUUGAAUCACCAAAGAGUCUCGAGCUUACGGUGUCCGUUGAACCCAAGGAAUACAACUGCAGAGCAGGUGAUUCAAGAGCCGCAGUUUAUUACCGAGCAGGUUAUCCAAGGACCGCAGCAGAUUGAAGUUUCUUCACAAUAGCAUACCAGGCGUUGUCAAUGUGGG